AUGCAACGAAUUUUUGAAAGGUUUCGGAAUGAAGCAGAAAUCCUUGCAACGGAAUUGAAUGCUGAGGUUGAGAUUGUCGUCAAAUACUCAUUCAAAGGAAAACCUGAAAUAUCAUCCAUUUUUCCAAAUGAACGCAGAAGGUGGAAAAUUACAACACGUGAUGUACUGGAUAACAAGGGCUCACAGAAACAAAAUUCACAGAAACCACUAAUAGAAUCAUCUGCAACUUAUGUACAAAUCCGGAACCCAGGAAGCCGGCCACCACCGCUUAGCACUGAAAAUAGGAAAAAGAUUCCAGAACCAAAAAGUCGAAGAAGUCCUGCAGAACCUUCUUCAGGCCAAACCCUACCUAGGGCUUUUAAGUCUGCUGCUAUUACUAAUGUUAUUAUCCCAUUUUCGGCAGCACCAAUUAAGGACACUCAAUAG
Loa loa (African eye worm) is the source of this 426-nucleotide messenger RNA. RefSeq lists its product as hypothetical. Bases 1 to 426 code for a protein of 141 amino acids. The transcript is spliced from 4 exons. NCBI's taxonomy places the organism in Eukaryota, Metazoa, Nematoda, Chromadorea, Rhabditida, Onchocercidae. The record is from RefSeq and is a predicted model, not a curated record.